GUUAUAUUCGCCGACAAGACGGCCGCCAAAUACGCGGCCGGGACUGCCAUCCAUUGGUACACACAUUCACCGCAUACUAAUCUCGACGAACCACAUAAAUUACACCCUGAUAAGUUCAUUCUGUCUACUGAGGCCUGUAUGGGACCUGGAGUUAGACUCGGGGCGUGGGAAUUGGCUCAGGCUUAUGGUUACGAUAUACUUGGAACUCUGAACCACCACACUGUGGGGUGGACCGACUGGAAUAUGGUUUUGGACACAUCAGGAGGCCCCUCCUGGAUCCCGGGUAAUCGGUUCGACUCUCCCAUAAUCGCUAACCUGGACGCCCACGAGUACUACCGUCAGCCUUCCUUCUACGCUAUGGCACACUUCGCCAAAUUCUUACGUCCCGGUGCCGUACGGGUUGACUCACCCAUUGUUAUACGAAACAAUACAGAGGCAACUGUCGGUGCCUUCCGUACCCCUCAGAACUCGACGGUUGUUAUUGUCGUUAAUAAUGAUGAGACAGACAUUGACUUUACUGUAGAGGACAGUAAGUCGGGAAAAUUGACCACAAAAAUAGAUCCAAAAUCUAUACAAACUUAUGUUUAUUACGAUUAAGUAGCUUAAUUAUUUUAAUGUAAAUUACAAAUUUGUGAUUUAUUGGAAA
Messenger RNA from Oppiella nova, 646 nucleotides. NCBI's taxonomy places the organism in Eukaryota, Metazoa, Arthropoda, Arachnida, Sarcoptiformes, Oppiidae. The record is from the annotation of a GenBank genome assembly.